This is a messenger RNA of Impatiens glandulifera, 2552 nucleotides long. Its product is annotated as chloroplastic group IIA intron splicing facilitator CRS1, chloroplastic. Gene Ontology annotation, molecular function: mRNA binding. NCBI's taxonomy places the organism in Eukaryota, Viridiplantae, Streptophyta, Magnoliopsida, Ericales, Balsaminaceae. The coding region runs from base 90 to 2276 and encodes 728 amino acids. The record is from RefSeq and is a predicted model, not a curated record. Gene Ontology annotation, biological process: RNA splicing, via transesterification reactions. The transcript has 8 exons.
AUGUCGAACCUCAUUCUCUCAUCUUCUACUCCUCUGAGUAUCGUCGGCGGGAGAAAAGAUUCAAUUGAGAGCACACUCGACGAUUGGUUAUGGUCGCCGCUCUUUUUCUCUCUCCACCUCCACCCCCUACCCGCCAUUCUUCCUACGUUUCGCUCUCUUUCAAACCCCUAAUAAUCUCAUCACUUAACACCAGCAAGAAUGAAACCGGAGGAAAUCGGUCCUCAAAUUCAGAUUCUUCUUUCUCACAUGUUCAUCUCUCACAGACCGACGAUGGGUUGUGUCCAAAAGCGCCUACAACAGCUCCUUGGAUGAGGGUACCCACUGUUGCCAACACCGCAGAAGUCCUGGAUCUUUCCGAAACUGAAAUGGAAAAGGGCGAGAGAUAUUCUGAAUUAGAUGGGAAAGUUGAUAAAUCUUUGACGGAGAAAGUUGGCGGUGGGAGAGGAAGGAAAGCAAUGAAAAAGAUAUACGAAGGGAUGACUAAGCUUCGAGAAUUCAAUGGUUCAGAGGAGAAAAGAGAAUAUCCAGAAAAGUUUGAGUCUGAACUUUUGAUUGAUCAGAAUCCAUGGGAGAUGAAAACAAAUAAAAUGCCGUGGGAUAAGGAAGAGAAGUUGGUGUUUCGGAGAAUGAAAAAAGAGAGAGUGGCGACCGCAGCUGAAUUGAGCCUCGACCCUGAAUUGCUUCAGAGGUUGAGGGAUGAGGCUAGGGUAAUGAGGAAUUGGGUGAAGGUUAUGAAAGCCGGCGUGACUCAAUCUGUUUUAGACCAGAUUCAUUUGAUCUGGAAACACAAUGAACUCGUCCUCCUCAAAUUUGAUUUACCUCUUUGUCGAAAUAUGGACAGAGCAAGAGAAAUAGUUGAGACCAAGACAGUGGGUCUAGUUGUUUGGUGCAAGAAAGAUCUGCUUGCUAUUUAUAGAGGAUGUGAUUAUAAACCAUGGAAAACUACCUCAAAAACAAACAGAGAAUUUGGCUUAACAGAUAUGGAUGAAGAGAAUAUAUUAGUGAACAAGUCUUUGUAUGAGCGGGAAACUGAUAGAUUGUUGGAUGAUUUAGGCCCUCGUUUUGUUGAUUGGUGGAUGUCAAAGCCUUUGCCAGUUGACGGAGAUCUAUUGCCGGAAAUUAUUCCUGGAUUCAAGUCUCCGGCUAGGCUUUACCCAUUUGGUAGAUCAAAACUGACAGAUUAUGAUCUGACAUACUUGAGAAAGCUUACUCAUCCUUUACCCACUCAUUUUGUUCUUGGGAGGAACAGGAAACUUCAGGGUGUAGCUGCAGCCAUUUUGAAACUAUGGGAGAAAUGUCAUAUAGCAAAGAUUGCCUUGAAAUGGGGAGUUCCCAAUACAAGCAAUGAAGAAAUGGCUGAUGAACUAAAGCGUCUCACUGGAGGAGUUCUUUUGUUGCGUAAUAAAUACUAUAUAUUACUGUAUAGAGGCAAAGAUUUCUUACCCAGCAGUGUAGCGAAACUGGUGGUGGAGAGGGAAAUGGAAAUAAAGAGAUAUCAGCUUCAUGAAGAAGCUGCUCGGUUGAAAGCAGCAACAGAAGCAUUCAAUAUAGUCGAGGAACAACAAUCAACUAUUGGGUCCUUAUCGGAGUUUGAGAAAAUUCAAUCUGAACGUGUCAGUUAUAAUAAUGGAAAUCUGACUCAAGUUCAAUUGGAAGCUGAAAAGGAGAGAUUGGAGAGGGAGCUUAACAGUCAAGAGCGCAAACUUAUGAUUCUCAAUAAGAAGAUAGAAAGAUCAGAAAAGGAGUUAGCAAAGCUAAAUUCCUUAUGGAAGCCAGCUGAAUUGGAAGCUGAUCAAGAAAUCAUUACAGAUGAGGAAAGAGAAUGUUUUAGAAAGAUUGGAUUGAAACUGAACAGCACUCUAAUUCUUGGGAGGCGUGGGAUAUUUGAUGGUGUAAUGGAAGGGAUGCGACAGCAUUGGAAGCACAGGGAAUUAGUAAAAGUGAUAACAAUGCAGAGAUUGUUGAGUCAAGUCAUUUAUACUGCAAAACGGCUUGAAGCUGAAAGUGGAGGAAUUCUAGUUUCAGUUGACAAGAUGAAACAUGGCCAUGCUAUCAUCAUUUACAGAGGGAAGAACUAUACACGCCCUAAAUUGCUGCCUCGGAAUCUUUUGAGUAAAAGAAAGGCGUUGUUUAGGUCUCUCGAAAUGCAGAGACUUGGAUCUUUGAAGUUUUAUGCCUAUCAGAGACAGAAAUCAAUCAAUGAUUUGAAGUUUAAAUGGGAGGAUUUACAGGAAAAGAUACUGACAAAUGAUGAAGAUGAAGAAGAAGAACUUUAGACAGUCUGCUGCCAAUAACUAGGUUGGUUUAUGGAGAUUCCAUGUUUUUAACAUCAUUUGAAAUUACAGUUACUGUUUGAAAAUGAAAUUUGAAUAUGGUUGAGAUUUUCACAAACCACAGAAGGUAGAUGGGCCGCCACGGGUCUUUCGAACAUCAAUCUGUCAGAAUCUUACAGCUUCUUAGUUUGUAGGUUUUACUGGAUAUUGUCUUCAUAGAUCUAGUUAUUAUGGAAGUUAAAAUAAAUAAAAAUCAUUAGCUUUCUCUGAUUGCAUUCA